Molecule: messenger RNA, 3023 nt
Organism: Ooceraea biroi (clonal raider ant)
Lineage: Eukaryota; Metazoa; Arthropoda; Insecta; Hymenoptera; Formicidae
Product: leucine-rich repeat-containing protein 40
Cellular component (GO): cytoplasm
Molecular function (GO): protein binding
Source: RefSeq, a predicted model, not a curated record
CGUUUUAAAACCGUGCGUCCGGUGUCGAACAAAUCGUCAACUAAUUUUCAUAAUUCCUGCAAGUCCUGCGGAUCAGGUUCCGUCUCGCGAACGCAACGAAAGGAAGCGCCCUUUUACACGCCUUUACACCGCCCCUUUAGCUUUACGUAUGCUUUCAAUAGACAAAGAUACACAUACACCGUUUUUCGCUUGUUACGCAGUGCGGAUUACUCAAAUCGCUCCAAUUACAAGGCGACGGUUCUACGUCGUCAUACAUUUCUAGUACUCUAAAAUCGCAUGCAGUUUAUAGCAAUCGGUAAGCGAAGCCCCUCUCCUCCGGUACCGAUCGCCCGACGAAGACUCCUCGAAAAUCAAGAUCAACGAGCACUGGCGUUCGCGUUCUCUCAUUUUGUUUACUGACUAUCGAAAGUAAUUCGUACGAAGACUUAACGUAGGAACUUAGAAGAAUCACAAAACUCGUCAUCGGGUGUUCCUCCCUCGUUGCACGGUGAAAUUUAAAUUUUUCCACGCUUUAUCGACCGCAACACCGAUGGGACCGGCAACACCGGUCACGUUUACAUCAUCCCCUUGGAUUUUUGUUCUCUCUUUCUAGACCUGAUCAGCUGGUGCACAGUACAGAACUUGUCCCAGGAUGAUUCAACCCGAGCUCUAAAUCCCUAUGUUAAAUGGCCGUAUGAACCAACGAUCGUGAGAUCGGAGGGGCGUAAUCACAUUGUAAUUCUACUAAACGCGCUAAUACACUUCGCCGGACUCCGAACUCGAAUCAGGCUCGUUCGGUGAACACUACCCUGUACAGCGGCGACGUUGUACGUAUCACGCGAGGUGCAUCCUGCAUUAUACCGACCCGCCAACGGUCAUCGAUCAUCAUCCUGAGAGCCAUUGCGAAUCUGCUCGAUAGAAAAAACUUAUCACCGAUGUGAACUUGUGUCUAAACGCUACAGGGUUCUCUUGGGCGUAUGUACACGAGGUGUCCCGCGAGUGUCUUCACGUACGAUGAGUGCUUACGCCCCUCUUCGGCCUAUUUUUCUCUUCUUUUUUUUUUAAACAGUAAAAGAGCGUUCAGGUUCGCGAUCGCCCGGGCGAUGAGUUCGAGCAAUGAAUCGUCGUCCACUUUCGUCUCUUCUCCUACCGAUGUCCAAGAUGCAAGUUCUAAUCACUGCGAUUCGUCAAGUACCUGAGGGAGUGUGGAAUAUAAAUUAUUUAACGGAAGAGGAAUUACAUAAUUUACACUUUGAACUUGAUUAUGAGCACAAGGAAGAGCGAUGGUGGGAGCAAGAACCAUUAAAAAUCUUGGAUCUAAGUUCCAAUAGCAUAACUGAAAUUGAUCAGAGAAUAUCACUUUUAGAAGAUCUGAAUACCUUAGAUCUACGCAACAACCUGUUGGAAAAUUUACCAGCUGAGAUCGGUUCCCUAUGCAAGCUGAAAAUAAUAAAUUUAUCGGAUAACAAAUUAAAAAGUUUACCUCCACAAUUUUACAUGUUGGUAGAAUUAUGCGAAUUAUAUUUAAAAGUUAAUCAUAUAAGCGUGCUUGAAGAGGAUUUUGCGAACCUGGUUAUGUUAACUUAUGUGGAUUUAUCGUAUAAUAAUCUACAUGACGUACCAUUCGGAAUGGGAUUUUUGGUACGAUUAGUUACAUUAAACCUGAGUCACAAUAUGAUAAAAGAGCUACCACCUGACAUAACGAGUAUGAGAUCAUUGAGAACGUUGGAUGUUAGUUAUAAUCAAUUGGAGAUAUUACCACCAUUGGGUGAAUUGCGAAAAGUAGAAAGAAUCAUGUUCCAAUCCAACAAUUUGAAGAGUUUUCCAGACACGUUAGGUUGUUCAGCCUUAACAGUAUUGCAUUUGGAUAACAAUAACAUUUCUGAGAUUGAACCGGAGUAUUUAGAAGCACUGGGAAACCUGAAAAAGCUCACGUUACAAAACAACAAAAUUAAAAUAAUACCAGAGGAAGUGAUCAAUUUACUGCAUUUGGAAGUUUUCGAUUUAUCGCAGAACAAGAUAUCUGUAAUACCUCCUUACAUCGGCACGAUGCCCAAUUUAAAACAAUUUAUUAUCAAAGGAAACAAUAUAAAGAAUGUAAGGGCAGACAUAAUACGGUGCGGUACACCUCGCAUUCUGAAGCACAUACGUCAAACGGGAAGUGGUAUAAACGUGAAUACCAGAGAGAUAUUACAACCUGGUACAAGCACAGGCAGUUAUCCUGAUAAAUAUGCGAUGAAAAAUACAAAACUGUUCAGCCUGGCUGGGCAAAAUCUUCUGGAGCUACCAGAAGAGAUCGUGCAGGACGCAAUGGAAGCAGCCGUUACGACUAUUGAUUUAAGUAGAAACAAAUUGUCGGAACUGCCGGACAAAAUGUCAGCGAUCACCACGGUAAUCGAUCUGAAAUUAACUACGAAUCAGUUGACACGUUUGCCAGAGUGGAUUGGCGAGGCGUAUAAAUAUUUGCAAGUACUGGACAUAAACAAAAAUUGUUUGCAAUCUCUGCCAAAGAGCAUCAGCUGUUUGAAGUUUCUGCAUUUCAUCGAUCUCUCGCACAACAGGUUUACCGAGCUACCAGACGCCAUUUAUGAUAUUGUGCCGCUGGAAAGUUUAAUUGCCAAUGAUAAUCAAAUCUCGAAGAUAGAUAUACCGUCUUUAGAAAAAUUGAAGAGACUAGCGGUUUUAAAUUUGGCAAAUAAUAAUAUCGCUCACGUGCCGCCUGAACUUGGUACCUUAAAACAUCUAAGGCAUCUGUCAUUAUCCGGAAACUGUUUCAAAUAUCCCAGACAAGCGAUUUUGAUGAAGGACACAGAGGAGAUACUAAGUUAUCUGCGUAAUUUAAUACCUCGCCAAAAAUAAAAAAACGAAAUAUAAUAGAUUACAAAAGACGAUUGCCAUGGAUGUAAUUUUAAAUAGUUUUGACUCUAAAGUAAUAUAUGUAUAAAUGUGCGCGUAUAUAUUUAUAUAUAAAUGGAUAUGACAGUAUCCAAAAGGAGUACAAAUAAUGUUACAAAUAAAUAAAAGUUUUUAUUUAUUCCUCUUGA